Capsicum annuum is the source of this 2348-nucleotide messenger RNA. RefSeq lists its product as uncharacterized. Lineage: Eukaryota; Viridiplantae; Streptophyta; Magnoliopsida; Solanales; Solanaceae. Gene Ontology annotation, molecular function: chromatin binding. The record is from RefSeq and is a predicted model, not a curated record.
GAUACGAUUCUUAAAUCAAAAUUUGGGAGUAAAAACAAUUUUUUACCUUUUUAUAUUAUCGAGGAAAAUUGACCUUUUCCCAAAAAAAAAAAAGAAAAUAAAAACAGAAAAAGCUACGUAGACUACCAUCACCACUCCUGCUGACAUUUCCCAGCUCAUCAACCACACUAUAAAUUCCAUUUUCCCAGUACACCCUCCUUCUCCACCCUAUAAAUUUAAAUAUACCCAAACACACUCGAAUCUUCCAGAACAUUCUUCACCGGAAAAUGAAAAAAUCCGCCGGAAAACCGUCGAAAUACGAUUUAGAGUACCGGAACAGAGGCGACGAUGCCUGGUACGGCGUACUAGUCAUACUUACCGGUGAAACAAUGACGGUGAAAUUCGAAGGUUAUCCGGAUACUUUUGACGUGAAAUUCGAUGCGAAGGAGUUCAAAUCGAAGGAGGAAAUCGACGAUUUUUUAGGAAGGUUUAGGAAUAUCUCGCCGCAGAUGCAGGAUAGCGAAUGUGGUAGUAUUAAAGAAGGGAUGUUUGUUUGUGCGGCUUGUAGUGCUUUUGGUGGAGAUGAUAUGCUCUUCUACGAUGCCGUUGUUGAGGCGGUGAGUUUUUUUGUUCUGUUUCAAGUCUAAAAGUUUUGAAUUUAUAUUUGUGAAAAAUUGUAAUUUGUAGAACUUUUGUUGAAGUUUUUGAAUAUACAAAUUUUGUAUUUAAAAUAGUGCGAAAGGUGAAAACAAACCUAAAAUAUCCAAUUUUUUAAAGUUUCAUACCUUGACUAUCACCAACUACGCCGGAAAAUGAAAAAACCCGCCGGAAAACCGUCGAAAUACGAUUUAGACUACCGGUACAAAGGCGGCGAUGUCUGGUACGGCGUACUAGUCAUACUUACCUGUGAAACAAUGACGGUGAAAUUCGAGGGUUAUCCGGAUACUUUUGACGUGAAAUUCGACGUGAAGGAGGAAAUUGACGCGAAGUAGGAAGGUUUAGGAAUAUCUUGCUGCAAAUGCAGGAUAACGAAUGUAAUAGUAUUAAAGAAGGGAUGAUUGUUUGUGCGGCUUGUAGUGCUUUCGGUGGUGAUGAUAUGCUCUUCUACGAUGCCAUUGUUGAAGCGAUCCACAACGAGAACCAUUCAUUUCACAAUGGAGUGGAGGAGUGUUUAUGUACCUUUGUAUUAGCCUGGCUUCAUGGCCCAAAAAAGGAUGACUUGACUAAUUCUGGAAUUGAAGGCAUAUGCAUCAUCAAAGGCACAUCCCAAGUUGAUCCGAGACUAGCCUCUUUCGUGGAAUUGGCAGACCAGAAACUCAGAAAAUCCUCUGGGGAGUCAACUUCUACAUCUGAGCAAGACAAUUCAGCAUCCCAAGGAUUGUCACGUACUAAAAGAGUCAGAUACUUGUCUUCUGCACAAAAGUCAGAUUCGUCCUUUAAGGGUAUUAGCAGUGCCAAGAAUGUGGUUAACGUGAGCUGUAUAACAGAAGACUAUAGCAGGCACCGGGAUCAUGAUAAAGAUCUAGGAGGGCAAUUUUCAAAUUACCAUGUCAUGCUAGUCGAGAACUUGGAGAGAAACUUGUUGCCUUCAGCAUUGAGAGAUUUCAUACAUGAGCAUACUUCUGUUUGGUCACAAGCAUGUAUUUCUCCCUGCCCGUCAUAUAUGCCCUACGCACAAGGCAUUAUCGUGGUAGAUUGUGAAGAGAAGCUUCAGAAAAUAAAUCUGUUUUUGGACAAUCCAUCCCACCUUGUUGUAUCCUCAAAGGGAAGGAUACAUGUAAGGCAAAAAGUAUCUGCCGAGACUUGAUAGUAGUUCGUUCAGGAAGUGAUGCAUACAGAAGAGCUAACGAGGCGAAAGAUUUGUUUUUAGAGUUUAUAAGUCAUCAACAGAGACUUUAUAAGAAGUUAGCUUUGGAAGAGAGGUUACUUUUGAAUAUGCUGCAAUUACAACCAAGUGUAGACACGUGUUUGUGUUAAAACAACUUCAGAUGAUUUAGUUCAUGUAUAUCUCGUGUUCUGUAAUGUUUCAAGAUUUCUUUUCUGUAACCAACCCAGCGAUCUUGCUUAGUAGCAAUCUCACUGUGCGCGUAGUUUUUCAAUCUUUCCUACUCUGGGUAAGUGUCACUGGAAACAAAUGCAGCACCUGUGUUACAUUCUGGUUUUCACAUUCAAAUAAUGUGAAAACCCGGUGUUUCUUGUAAAUACCUAGUUAAUAUGUCUGGAAUUGCCAGUGUACUGUUAGUUGCAUUCUUGGCAUUUGGUGGUUAAAUGGUGUUAGUUGCACCUUCUUGUUGGUCAAAGAGGAGGAAACAAUGGUUUAGAGGUCCUAAUUAGAGUUGCAAUGUUUAUUGAGUUUGAAUUUUGGUCAA